AUGAAUGGCUGCGCCCUGGGGAUCAAUGCCUUGCGAACCGGCGUCCAGGCAGUCGCACAGCGCUUUGCAUCGCCGUGUUCCCAGAUCUACCGGCCAGCGGCUGUCGGGAUUUCAAACCGCUCCUACUCGUCAUCACGAUCAUGGCCCUCCCAACGACACAGCCCAUUGCCACAACGAGGGAUAGGAGGAGAAAGGCACACGGGAAACACAACCGCGGGACCAGCAUUACUCCAACGGGCCCGCCCAAUACUGCCACAAUGGCUCGGCAUCCGCACCCUAAUCGGUGACCCGGCCACAAUCACACACUACGUUGACCUACCACCAAACUACACCGACGAAGGGGGGCUACCAUUCGCGAAAAAGGAUCUCACAGCGCCCGAGGUGGUCGCCAUCUUCGGCCCGAGCAUGAGCACAAGCGCAGGCAAUGCCCUCCUACGAAUCCUCCACGGCCGGCGCGUGGCCGGCACCCUGGAUGACCCAAUGUUGCGGGUGAACACGAUGAUGUUCUCCAAAAAGACCCAGGAGACUGCGCUGGCCUAUCUCCGGAAGCACAUCCCUGUCGACGAGGUCGUGAACGCGGGGCUGCGGGCCGAGGACGAGCUUGCGGCGCUGGAGAACGGCGGCGAGCUUGUUGCUACUACAGACAACAAGACGAAAGAGGAUGGAAAAGAGGUCGGGGCCGCGGGGUACGCAAGCAAGUUCAAAAUCUACAAGGAGGCGCCGGAAGACGACGGGACUUCCACGGCGAAGAAGCCGAGCGUGUACGGAUACGGCGCGCUGGAUGCGCUCCGGGCGCGCAACAAGGCGAAAUGGGACGCGCGGAUGAAGUACAUUGAGGAGGAGCGCAAGAAGAUGGCCGAGGAGGAAGCUAACCGGUACGGGGGCGAGCAAAAGGCCGGACCACUGCAAGUCGUCAACGGCGAGCGGCCGACACGGGCGCUCAGUCCCGCGAUGCAGGAGUACAUGCGGCGGGCGACAUCAGACAUCAAGGAGAUCCCCACCAUGACGGCGACGCAGCGCAUCGUCCCCUCGCUGCUGUUCGUCCUCGGCAUCCUCGGUCUGUGCUUUGCCUACUCGGCGGUCUACACCCCAGCUAAGCGGGAGAAUCGGCUCUUCCCAGACAUCCCCCCGGCCGCGGCCACAGUCGGGCUGAUAGUCCUAGCCAAUCUGGCUGGUUGGGUACUAUGGAAGAUCCCGCCGCUUUGGAAGCACAUGAACGCCUUCUUUAUCAUCGUCCCGGGCCUGCCGCGGCCGGUAUCCCUACUAGGCGCGAUGUUCUCACACCAGCGCGGCGGCCAUCUCUUCCAGAACAUGCUAGUGCUCUGGUUCAUGGGGGUGCGAUACCACGACGACGUAGGACGGGGCGACUUCCUCGCGACCUACUUCGCCUCGGGUGCCCUCGGUGGGCUGGCAACGCUGGUCGUCGCGACGGUGACGGGCCGGCUGGGGAUGUCGUCGCUGGGGGCGUCGGGCGCGACGUACGGGAUUGCGGCGGCGUAUCUGUGGCUGCACCGGUUUGAUACGUUCCGGAUUUUGGGUUUGCCGCCGCCGCCGGAGGAAGGGUUUGUGUCCGGGUUGGUGCUGUUGGCGCUGGUGGUGGCGCAUAACUUGGGCGGGUUCUUUACGUCGUCGUUCCUCAAGGUGGAUAUCACGUCGCAUUUGGUGGGGAUUCUGGCAGGCGUGGCGGCGGCGUCGCUAGUGCAGAUGAAGAAGGAGGCCGGGCUGCCGGCGGGAGCGGAGAGGCGGUCGCGGAUAGCUGUCAGGCGGUGGUGGUCUUGA
Messenger RNA from Dichotomopilus funicola, 1779 nucleotides. RefSeq lists its product as uncharacterized. The coding region runs from base 1 to 1779 and encodes 592 amino acids. Gene Ontology annotation, cellular component: membrane. Lineage: Eukaryota; Fungi; Ascomycota; Sordariomycetes; Sordariales; Chaetomiaceae. Gene Ontology annotation, molecular function: serine-type endopeptidase activity. The transcript has 2 exons. The record is from RefSeq and is a predicted model, not a curated record.